Ascochyta rabiei is the source of this 810-nucleotide messenger RNA. RefSeq names its product Increased recombination centers protein 22. Gene Ontology annotation, cellular component: endoplasmic reticulum membrane; endoplasmic reticulum. The record is from RefSeq and is a predicted model, not a curated record. NCBI's taxonomy places the organism in Eukaryota, Fungi, Ascomycota, Dothideomycetes, Pleosporales, Didymellaceae. The transcript is spliced from 3 exons. The coding region runs from base 1 to 810 and encodes 269 amino acids.
AUGGUUGCCUGGAAGCUCCAAUCCCUGCUCUUGCUCUCCUUGAGGGCUCUCAAUGCCUUCGCGCUUGAGGUUGAGAAUGUCAAGGAAGUGCCUGAGGCUCAGACACCGAACCUGAACGUCAAGAUCUCGGCCUCAUUUCCCCAGUCCGAGAUCUUCGGUGUAAAGCUCAUCAAUGGUCAUGCCUCGGAAGCUCGCCUGUCCAUCGCCAACAAUGAGCCCAAGCCCAUUGGCGUGAGCAUCGUUGGUGGCUCGCUGCUCCAGGAGGUCAACGGCCAGUCUCAGGUUGUGCGCAACCUUACUUCCCAAAAGUACUCAAUCGAGAUCCCCGCCGGCGCAGAAGAGACCGUGCCCUACACCUUCACUACCGACCUCUACCCCCAGGAUCUCCGCCUACAGCUCACCGCUAUUCUGAGGAACUCUGAGAAUGCCGUUUUCACCGUCGCCGCCUACAACGAGACUGUCUCUAUCGUCGAGAGGCCUACUAGCAUCCUCGACCCUCAGAUUAUCUUCCUGUACCUCGUUCUCCUCGGCGCCUUCGCUGGAACCGUCUACUUCAUCUACAACACUUGGAUCACCACCUUCUUCCCCCAGAAGAAGGGCCGCGGCAAGGGUGGCGAGCGCGCCAAGAAGUCCUCCCAGGGCUCCAAGAAGGUCGACCCCGCUGAGCAGGUUGCUGUUGUUGGUGCCGAUGGCCCAGCUGUCACUUCCGGUGCGAAGUACGAUGAAAGUUGGAUCCCUGCCUCCCACCUGCAGCGCCCCGAGGCGAAGCGCGUCCGCAGCGGGACACCAAAGGUCAAGCCCAGGGCUUAG